This is a messenger RNA of Zerene cesonia (dogface butterfly), 5457 nucleotides long. RefSeq names its product actin-binding LIM protein 3 (gene Unc-115a). Lineage: Eukaryota; Metazoa; Arthropoda; Insecta; Lepidoptera; Pieridae. The transcript has 19 exons. Gene Ontology annotation, molecular function: actin filament binding. Gene Ontology annotation, biological process: cytoskeleton organization; lamellipodium assembly. The record is from RefSeq and is a predicted model, not a curated record. The coding region runs from base 303 to 2816 and encodes 837 amino acids. Gene Ontology annotation, cellular component: actin cytoskeleton.
UGCGCUGGGUCGGCGGAGUUCGGUGCUCAGUACUCGCCGAGGCUCCGUCCCAGUCGGUGUUGCGUGACGGCGUACCGAGCUACGUGUGAACCGCACGCUCGAGCGAAGGUGUCAGUGAUUACAGCGAUAUCGUUCCGCCAAUCGCGGCCGGCUGCUCCACGUAAACGAUAAACUAUCAGUCCGCCGUUGAUUUGCGCCGAAUGAGAAUUUUUCACGGCGUCCCGAUAAUAUCGAGUGUUUUGACACGGGAUUCCGUCUAUAAUUAAAGUCCUUGCGUGAGUUUGUUGUGCUCGUGAUUCAAGAUGAGGCCGAAGGAGGAGGUGGAUACAAAGAUCCAGACGGGUGCCUUCAUCCUGUCCGAAAAGAUCGACGACACCAAGUCGAAGAAAAGUGAAAAGGAAAUGAAGAAGGAGAUGAAGAAAUUGGAGAAGGAGAAGCAGGAACGCGAGAAGAGGGAGAAGAAAGCGCGCGAAAAGGAAAAGGAGCGUGAGAAGCAAGCUAAAAAAGGGAAGGUAACAUGUGGGGCCUGCGGCGGCAAGUGCAGCGGCGAGGUGCUCCGGGUGUCGGACAAGUACUUCCACAUGGCGUGCUUCACGUGCCGCACCUGCUCCGCGUCGCUGGCGCGGGGCGGCUUCUUCUGCAAAGACGGAUACUAUUACUGCCCACAAGACUAUCAACGUGCUUUCGGCACGAGAUGCGCAGCUUGCAACCAAUAUGUAGAGGGCGAGGUUGUCUCCGCACUCGGCAACACCUACCACCAGAAAUGCUUCACGUGUGCGAGGUGCAAACGCGCAUUCCCAUCCGGGGAAAAAGUUACCUACACGGGCACCGAAGUGAUAUGCGCGGCAUGCACCAGCGCGCCGCAGAAGCACACUGCGCGCGCGGCCCGCUCGCCCGCGUCGCCCGCGCCCGUGACGCCCACGUCGCCCGUGUCUGACAACGACCGUGGCCACGAACGCGACCAGGUGGAUCAGAGGCAGCCGGAUCCUAAUGAGUGCGCCGGCUGCGGGCAGGAGCUGUCCGAGGGGCAGGCGCUGGUGGCGCUGGAGCGGCAGUGGCACACGUGGUGCUUCGCGUGCGGCGAGUGCGGCGCGGUGCUGCAGGGCGAGUACAUGGGCCGCGGCGGCGUGCCCUACUGCGAGCGCGACUACCAGCGGCUGUACGGCGUGCGCUGCGCCUACUGCCAGCGGUUCAUAUCCGGAAAGGUGUUGCAGGCGGGCGAGAACCACCACUUCCACCCGACGUGCGCCCGCUGCAGCAAGUGCGGCGACCCGUUCGGCGACGGCGAGGAGAUGUUCCUGCAGGGCGCGGCCAUCUGGCACGAAAGGUGUGGUCCAGCACCGCAGCAUCAGGAUGGUGGCGUGCGCCACACGCGAGAGCGAGUGAGACAGCGACAUGCUUGUGUUCAGUUCUCCAUGCGGUCGCGCACGCCGAGCGUCAACGGCUCCUACUGCAGCCCGUACAGUAGUCUCAAUAGGAAGUACGGCAGCGGGUACCGCGGCGCAUCGCCGGGGCUGGUGCUGCGCGAUUACCGCUGCCGCUGCUCGGCGGACGCGUCGCCGCACCGCAUCACCGCGUUCUCGUACCUCACCAGCGAGCCGGCGCGUCUGCGCGGCCCGGUCACGCCGGCCGACCGCCCGCCCGCCUCGCCGCACUUCCACCGCCCGCCCUCGAGCCUGAGCACGCGCACGAGCUCGCGGCCGGGCAGCAAGGCGUCGUCGCGGCCCGGCAUGCGCGUGCUGGUCGACUCCAUGCGCGCCGAGACGCCGCGCCCCAAGUCGCCGCAUAUGAACAAUGAGGAGCCGAUAGAACUAUCACAUUACCCAUCCGCGUACAAGCCUCCACCGGGUACCAAACCCAAGAUAGAGAGAGACGACUUCCCGGCGCCACCUUAUCCCUACACAGAUCCUGAGCGCCGCCGCCGCUGGUCCGACACGUACAAGGGCGUGCCGGAGAGCGACGACGAGGGGGACGGUGCGGAGGGUGCGGGGGGAGCGGCCAACGGGCAGCUCAACGGCAACGGGCUGCCUGAGCGGAAGCUGCGCAAGGAGGAGCAGGAGCUCGCUAAGAUCGAUUCGGGGAUCGCGCAGGUAUUUUUAAAAGAAGUCAAGGAACGUGAGAAAUUGCAGCAGUGGAAGAAACAAAACUUAGAUCCUAGGAACGCUAGCAGGACGCCGUCGGCGGCGCGCGAGGCGGCCCCGCGGCUGCGCUACUCGUCGCCGGUGGGCGCGUCGCCCUCGCGCACGCUCGACCGCCCGCGCCACCACGACUGCCACUCGCUGUCCGACCACCACCACGUGCCCUCCUACAACGUGGUGUCGUCUCUGCGGUCGGCGCCGCGGCCCGGGUACGGUCUCUCCGCCAGGUCGCACACCUUCUCCUCCAGCACCGCUGGUGACUUCACAUUCAGUGGCCUAGGAGACAAAACACACAGCACCGACUUCAGUAGCGGCAAGUCAGACAUAUCUGCCGGCUCCAUAACAGACGUGGAUAGGAGUGCUGUGACGGCGGAGGGCGGCGCGCUGGUGCGCGGCGCGGCGGGCGGCGGCGCGGCGGGCUCGCGCGCGGGCGCCGUGCGCCGCUCGCUGCCCAACAUGGCCACCUCGCACCUCGUGCACGAGCCCGCCAAGCUCUACCCCUACCACCUGCUGCUCAUCACCAACUACCGCCUGCCGCCCGACGUCGACCGGCUCAACCUGGAGCGCCACCUGUCGGACGCGGAGUUCGAGGCGAUCCUGCAGUUCUCGCGCGCGGAGUUCUACCGCCUGCCGCAGUGGCGCCGCAACGAGCUCAAGCGCCGCGCCAGACUCUUCUGAGCGCGCUGCGCUGCGCGGCGCACGGACCUUUGCUGUAAUUGCACUGUCGUUUCGACUCGUAAAUUGGUUUUGUGUUUGGGAAAUUUGGGAAUGGAAUGAAUAUACGAAACAUAAGAAAUGAAUAAUGACGACUUUAUGAAUAUUAUUCUUAAAUUCGUGGUUCUUUGAUCGAGCAGGAGCGUUUUAAUUGGAUUUAAUUAAAAUUGACGAUAAGAGAAAAAACUCAAAUCUUGAAACCGAGUAUUUGAUUGAUCUGAAGAUUUUUUUUUGGUAUCAACAAAAUAGUACUUUUUUUUAUUAAGAUGGUUCCUUUGCGAUGGAUAUUACAAAAAAAAAUAUGUAUUUCUAAAGUGGAGUGUUCAAAUUACAUUAUAGUAAUUGUAGAGUUUUGUAACGUUUUUAAAAUUAAAAAUGUAAAAAAACUUGUUGAUAUACAAGUAUCGAUAGUGCAAUUAUAUCAGGCGUUAGAUAUUUAUGUCCGGUCCCUAAAAUGAAAAUAAUUCAUUUUUCUUACGGAAACUCGUACUUUGACGUGACAUAUAAGUUGUGUCCGAAUUUAAAUGUCCGUAAGAGAAACGAAUCGUUUGCAAUUUUAUAAUGUCAUUGACUUAGUGCGGGGCAAAGUUCAAUCUACAACUACUGCCCUCGAUUCAUCUCGGGAUAAUUAAAAUAUAUAGCGAUUUAUAGAAAAAACUUUAUAAUUGUUACUUCAUGUCUCCCGUCACAAACACAGUUGUGAUGAUUUUAUUUAAUUUACAUUUUUUAUGUUGGCAAUUUGUUACGCGUAAUUUUAUCCUAUGACUUUUUAAGACGUAGCGUGGUUCUAUUUAAUUUAUGAUAGUUUUAAUCAUAGUAAUAUAUUGAUGAUAUUAUAAUAAAUUUCACAUAAUAAUGCGUGAUGUGUGAUUGACUUGGUGUAACGGUUCAUAGAACAUUCUCGACGGAUCGGCUUGCCACGUUUUCACCUCGGUGACCUCAAUUUUCGUUCGUUUGGGACAAGAAUAUAACAAAAUUGAACAGUUUGUUUUCGUUUUAGUUUCAAAUUUUUCAUCGGUAUCUGUUUCUGAAUUACAUGAUCUUUAUGAAAUAAUAUUUAUUGCACGAAAUAGUUUCUUUUUUUUUGUUUUUGUGGGAUGAUUUUAUGUUCCGAAUUUAUUUCCGCCUUAAUUGAACUGCAAUUGCAAGCCGAGAGGUCGAUUCUAGUUACGAAGUAACAUAAUAAUAUAUAAUAUACAUCGAUGCCUUGUAUGAAUGUAUAGCUAAGUAUACAGUGCGAGCGACACGUUUACUUUAGUGAGAACCAAAUAUAUAGAUAAUAUAUUAUAUUAUAUAUAUGUAAGAUUAUCAUAUUUUUGCGUUAGGUAGCUAUGUAGCGGUGCGGGAACAUUGCGUAUGGGUGUAUAUAUGUGGGCGUAACUGGCAGCUAAUUUGUCGAUGUGUGGGUUGUGUGAGAUGGCCCUUAACGCUCAUAUUUUGGCGGUAUAAAGAGCAAAUUAAAACAAAGAAAUAAAGAGUGAGAAAUUAGACAAAUAAUAAACGUUUACAAAGUAAUAUACAUAUAGUUAUUGUAAAAGUUUAACAGUAUAAACAAACUGCUAAACGAUGUCAAGUCUCAUAAUGUUUUCCGCAAAACAAGGUCAGUGUUGUUUCUUUGAUAAAAAAAAGGAACACAUCAAAAAUAAAACAUCCACUGUUUGCAUAUUUUCAACGACUUAUUAUUGUCGUUAUGAUUGUCGUUUGUUUGUAUUAAUUGGCUCUUUCCACACCUUCAAUUCACGCAGCGUUUGUGUGCGUGUAAGCUUGCACGUGUGUGCGUGUAAGCUUGGGCGUGUGUGCGUGUAAGCUUGCGCGUGUGUGCGUUAAGGGCGACGUGUACUCGUUCCUAUCGCGCGUGUGUGCGUGCGUGUGCGUAUGUGUGUUGCAUGUGAGUCGUUCGCGUAAUUACGUCGUUGUUUUUAAUUUUAUUCUAGCCAGAUAUUAUUUUGGUUGCAAUAUAUGUGUGUAAAGGGAAAUUUAGUAUUUUUUCAUACGGCUUGUGCGUUAUAUUCUAUAGUAUAAGUGAUAUAGUGUAAGUAUAGAUAGAUACAUACAUACAAUUUGAAAUGCCUAAUUCGUUACCAUUUGUCCGACUUGCAUCGUCGUCACGCCACUGGGUAUAGUUUUGCGUUCUGUGCCGAUUUUCGGAAAUGAUUUUCCGAUACAGAAGCGUUAAGUAAGAUGUUUUCCCUUCGGAAAUUCGUUUCUGAAAAAGCAUUCAACAACUAUGAUACUAAGCAGAUAUUCGUUAGACAAUGUCAAAGGAAUCCAAUUUAAAUUUAUAUUUUAGAGCUUAGAGAUUGUAUAACUCUUUAUCGUUAAUAUUGUAUAACUUUUUCUAAAUUAAUACGGCUUGUCUAGUUUGUAUGAAUAGCGAGCUUUCCAUGAACCAUUGUGAACAAAUGGAUGUGUUCUGUCUCUGUCUGCCUUUUGACCAAUACUUGAGAGUGAAGGAGACAAAACACUGUAAGAGACUACGAAGAAAAGUUGAAACGUAAACGUGAACGCAUCGGUGUCUGUUAUUCAGUGUAGAUGUCUGUGAAUACUAUCAGUGACUUUGAUGUAAAGACUAUGCUUUUAAAGUAAUUAAAUUGCAUUUCCAAGC